This is a messenger RNA of Entelurus aequoreus (snake pipefish), 4534 nucleotides long. RefSeq names its product cyclin-dependent kinase-like 1. The transcript has 10 exons. Gene Ontology annotation, molecular function: ATP binding; cyclin-dependent protein serine/threonine kinase activity. NCBI's taxonomy places the organism in Eukaryota, Metazoa, Chordata, Actinopteri, Syngnathiformes, Syngnathidae. The record is from RefSeq and is a predicted model, not a curated record. Bases 331 to 1374 code for a protein of 347 amino acids. Gene Ontology annotation, biological process: protein phosphorylation. Gene Ontology annotation, cellular component: nucleus.
GCGUCGUGAAUUGCAGCCUUGCGCCUACGUAGGUGUUCUUGCGUUGUCACCAGGAUGCAGCGUAAACGUCCUCCUGGCCGAGGCGCCAUUUAUUUGUCACUUUGUCAAUGUUGACGCCGACGUUUCACCACCGAAGACCCUUCUUAAAAGUGGUGUGGGUUUUUUUGCGCAUUGUGUUGUUGUGACCGUGGUGUGUUUCCCGGGUGAGGACGAGAAAGACUCCCCUGGACGUCCUGCCUAACUCGGGAGGAGUUUUGAAGACUUUUGGCUGCUGAUUUGUCAAUUAAGUACUUGUCAGGUUGUGGACAGGUGUCAGCGAGCCAAUGACCGAUGGAGAAAUAUGAGAAACUGGCCAAAAUUGGAGAAGGUUCUUACGGCGUGGUGUUCAAAUGCAGGAACAGAGACACGGACCAGAUAGUUGCCAUCAAGAAGUUUGUGGAAUCUGAAGACGAUCCAGUCAUUAAGAAAAUUGCAUUGAGGGAAAUACGAAUGCUGAAGCAGCUGAAACACAUCAAUCUGGUCAACCUGCUGGAGGUCUUCCGCAGGAAACGCCGCCUCCACCUGGUCUUUGAGUUCUGCGAGCAGACGGUCCUCAACGAGCUGGAAAAACACCCACGGGGGGUUCCUGAGGCUCAGCUUAAGAGCAUUGUAUGGCAGACGCUGCAGGCGGUCAACUUUUGCCACAAACACAAUUGCAUCCACCGUGACGUCAAGCCUGAGAACAUCCUCCUCACCAAAAGCGGCGUCAUCAAGUUGUGCGACUUUGGCUUCGCUCGCAUACUAACUGGACCAGAGGACGACUACACGGACUACGUAGCGACCCGCUGGUACCGGGCUCCAGAGCUCCUGGUCGGGGACACUCAGUACGGGCCCCCAGUGGACGUUUGGGCGCUGGGAUGCGUCUUUGCCGAGCUGCUGAACGGAAGUCCGCUCUGGCCCGGGAAGUCUGACGUGGACCAGCUCUACCUCAUACGCAAAACCCUCGGGGACCUCAUUCCUCGUCACCAGCAGGUGUUCCGGUCUAAUGUGUUCUUUAGUGGAGUCAGUAUUCCUGACCCUGACACCACGGAAACUUUGGAAAAACGAUUCUCCAGUGUGUCACCACAGGCUCUCCAAGUUAUGAAGUUGUGCCUGGUGAUGGACCCGUCCCUUAGGCUCUCCUGCGAAGAGCUGCUGGAGAUGCCCUACAUCCACAACGACGGGGGGUCCGGCUGGGCCCGAGAGGGGGAACGUCCCGCGAGGCGCCACGAUAAAGGACCCCGCCGCAGACAGACCGGGGCCCAGUACUUGCCACAGUUAACAAACAGCAACAUGUCACCUGCGCCAGACGUCAAGAAGCCGGCGAAGCACAGAUAUCACCUGCCCAACAUUUAACGAAUGACGAGCCAGCCGGCCCCCAUAAACCUUGUGGCCGAGGACGCACCUUCUUCUCGCUGGUAUCACUGAACACUAGAGAUGGAAUGGUUUAUGACAAAAAUCUAAAGCGUUCGUUUGAGCUGACAUCGUUUCGAAGUGCGUGUGUUGCUCGGAUAACGUGUUUUUUCUUUGUGUUACUCAUUAGUUUGGAGCAGGGGUCACCAACGCGGUGCCCGCGGGCACCAGGUAGCCCGUAAGGACCAGAUGAGUAGCCCGCUGGCCUGUUCUAAUAAUAGCUCAAAUAGCAGCAUUUACCAGUGAGCUGCCUCUAUUUUUUAAAUGUUAUUUAUUUACUAGCAAGCUGGUCUCGCUUUGCUCGACAUUUUUAAUUCUAAGAGAGACAAAACUCAAAUAGAAUUUGAAAAUCCAAGAAAAUAUUUUAAAGACUUGGUCUUCACUAACUGACAAAGAAACAGAUAACAGAUUUGGUGUCCAGUUCAAAGUGUGACAUGAUUUAUUUAAAAAUUUGAGAGUUGACUUUUGUAUUUUACAUGAGUUAUUAUUUGUACAAACAUGGUGCAAAGUAAUUCAUGAUUUGUUAAAAAAUGUUAGUGGCUAGCUAGUUAAAAUGGGAUAUUGUGAUUUCACAAGACUGUCUUAGAAGUGAUCAUUUGAAAAUGUUCAAUUUGAAAAAUGUGCACUUAGAGAAAAUAUAAAAAUAAAGUGUUGUAUAUUGAUAUUUAUCUGUUUCUAUAUAUAUUUAUUGUGAUAAAUCAUUAAGAUGAUCAGUGUUUCCACAAAGAUAAAUAUCAUUAAUUAUUAAUAAUAACAUAGAGUUAAAGGUAAAUUGAGCAAAUUGGCUAUUUCUGGCAAUUUAUUUAAGUGUGUAUCAAACUGGUAGCCCUUCGCAUUAAUCAGUACCCAAGAAGUAGCCCUUGGUUUCAAAAAGGUUGGUGACCCCUGGUUUGGAGCGUGUACGUGUAGAUCUGAUCAUACGGAAUCACAGAACUAGCCAAUAAAAACAAAAUCUACUGUUAAACAAGAAAAAUCAUGGAAAUGAGCAUAAAUGUGAUUGAAAUGCUGUCAUUGUGAGGACAGGGAACAUUUGUCUGGGGAAAUUGUGUGUCCGGGGCCCGCUCAUCCCUGAAUCACCUCCUAAGUCUGUGAACACGCUAAUGCUAGCCAGGACAACCCAUACACCCGCAAUACAUCUCUUCUGCUUGUGUUGUUGUGGACGAGACCACCGAUGCAAGUUCAUUGUAAAGACAGGAUGGCGUUUUUUUACAUUUCAAAACAGCCACCAGUAAUCAAAAAUUUAGCAGGAACUGCACUUUUUUGUGGAAUUUUGCAUAUCGUUCACAAUCAUUAGGAGAGACAAGAACACUUUUUUUUGGAGACAUUGGCUCAGACGGAAGCCGAGAGAGUGAGGUGAAAGUGACUUGAAGCUGCGAAAUGUGGGAUUUGAAGCCAUGCUAUUUCGACAUAAAUGGAGUGCUUACCCAAAUAACCCGGAAACAUUGUCCCCGGCCAACUGGACCAAGCACACAACUGUCCAUCGAGUGAGUCACACUUGAUAUUGAUCGUGAUACACACAGCACGUCAUGCGCGUUAUUACAACUACAAUACAUAUGCUGUCAAGCUAACUGUGUACAAACAAAACAUGAAAUGUGGGCUAACACUUUACAGAUGCUGUAAUAUGAUUGUUCAUGUUUUUUCAGUCAGUAAUAAUAAUAAUAAUAAUACCUGGGAUUUAUAUAGCGCUUUUCUAAGUACCCAAAGUCGCUUUACAUGUUAAAAACCCAUCAUUCAUUCACACCUGGUGGUGGUAAGCUACUUUCGUAGCCACAGCUGCCCUGGGGUAGACUGACGGAAGCGUGGCUGCCAAUUUGCGCCUACGGCCCCUCCGACCACCACCUAUCAUUCAUUCAACAUUCAUUCACCGGUGUGAGUGGCACCGGGGGCAAGGGUGAAGUGUCCCGCCCAAGGACACAACGGCAUGGUAAGAGGCGGGGAGCGAACCUGCAACCCUCAGGUUUCUGACACGGGCGCUCUACCCACUACGCCAUGCCGCCCAGUAAAUAUUGGAGUCUUAACACUUUGUGUUGUGCAUUACAAACUCAAACGCAUUUCGUGCUGACGUAGAAGCUGGCUUAUCUCUUUCCGUAGUUCGCUUUUACGGCUAAUACCGAUGCACGCCGAUGUGUUACUACUCUAGAAAAAUAGUUCCUCAGCGUUCGUUCUUACAAUAACAAUGUCGGUACAGCUUGGUUAUUAUACAGGUUACGGAACGUAAAUAAAGUAUUGUUGACGGUUUUUGAAUGCAUUUUUUAAAGUGAUUUAAACGUAGAAUAGAUUGCUCCCAUUAGCUAUAUUAGAACGAGAUGAUUUUUACAUGAUAGAAUGCAAAAGAAAAAACACUUGUCUCUCAUAACGGUUGUGAACGAUAGGCAACAUUUAAAAAAAAAAGUGCAGUUCCCCUUUAAGAACAGCAGCACACUUCCAGCGCUGUGUGCAACGUCCUGUCUGACUGCGCUAACAAAAUAAAGGUUUCAAAAAAGUAUAUUUCUUUAAAGUACUCAUUGGCACAUUUAUGUUACAAAAUGAUUAUGCUUUUAUUUAAAAUACUUUUCCAAAUUGUCCAAUCAUGUAUCAAUAAAUGUUAGGAUUUUUGCAUUUAAAUAAAUAUUUUUGUUUUGAUAUAAACAAAAGUGCUGAUAAAGGUUGUGCUUCGUGUUAUGUAUAUAAUGUGCUUAUAAAGAUUGUACUCUAACCUUUUUUUACAUUAAUUUAAGAGUCAGAGCUGUAGGAGCCAUUUUCUAAGUUUUAUUUCAUAAGAUAUUUUUGUAAGAACCACAACUGAUAAAGGAGUAAUGGUUGAUUACUGGGAAAUAUGGUAUUCUGCGGUGUCAAAAAAGAACAAGGUACACCGAAAACCGUGUCACGUAACCGUAUUAAGAUCUGAACCGUGGAUUUGUGAACUGUUCCACCCCUACUGAACACACCUCACCUGGCACUGGAGUUCUGAUGCUAGCAGCAUUGUUUUAGAACAGGGGUGUCCAAACUAUUUUUACUGAGGGCCAAACACUGAAAAAUGAAAGCAUGCGGGGGCCAUUUUAAUAUUUUUCAAAACAGGGCGCCGCUUAAUUUUGGUGAAUCUUAAAGGUCCUAAGGAACCAAA